Lotus japonicus is the source of this 1078-nucleotide messenger RNA. RefSeq lists its product as uncharacterized. The transcript has a single exon. Bases 181 to 927 code for a protein of 248 amino acids. NCBI's taxonomy places the organism in Eukaryota, Viridiplantae, Streptophyta, Magnoliopsida, Fabales, Fabaceae. The record is from RefSeq and is a predicted model, not a curated record.
UCUCCAUUUUCCACCGCAUCAUCAAACCUUAUCUUCCUUCUUCUCACCUUAAUUCUCGUAUACAUUUCAGAAUUUCACUCCCCAACUUUGAUUAAGGGACCUCAUCAAUUCUAGUAAAAGGCUUUGCAUACUUGAAGAAAAGCAAGCAAAUUAGCCUAGCACAACACCAAAGUUCACAAAAUGUCAGGUGGGGUUGGUCCAACUGGGUGUGACAUUAGUCUCCCAAAAGAACAAGAAAUUGAGCACAAAGAACAGCAAGACAGCAACAAAUCACUCAAGAAUCCCCAAAAGCCAACACGAAAAGCUGGUUUUUUCUCAUUCCGCCAGCUGAAUUGCCUAGCCUUGGUGAUUGUCUUAUCAGCAAGUGGCUUGGUAAGUGUUGAAGAUUUCGGCUUUGUGGUUUUCUCCAUGAUUUACAUGUACUUCAUGUCCAAGAUAGCUUUCCCUCUUCACCCAAAUUCAAGAGAACCCUCUGUUUUCAACCCACAAAACAAGCUCCUAGGCCUUUAUGUCCUCAUAGGAGCCAUCAUUGGACUCUAUGCCCCAAUUGCAUACAUCUUAGAGGGGAUUUUUGAGGGUGACAAAGAAGGGAUCAAAGCAGCAGCACCACAUGUUUUUCUAUUAGCUAGUCAAGUUUUCAUGGAGGGGAUUGCAUUUUCUGAUGGGUUCUCAUUGCCAAUAAGAGCUUUUGUGCCUAUCUUGUACAACUCAACAAGGAUUUUCACUAUUUUGGAAUGGGUUAAGACAGAGAUCUACAAGAGUACUAGUGAUGAGCACAGUGGGUCUUAUAGGAGGAUGUAUGCUGGGAGAGCACUUGCAGUGGCUAACAUGGCAUUCUGGUGUUUCAAUUUGUUUGGGUUCCUGUUACCUGUUUAUCUUCCUAAAGCUUUUAAGUUGUAUUACUCUGUCCAUAAAGAGAAGGAAUGAUGAAGCAGGGCUGUUUGAUCUUUAUGUUUUGAAUUUGAUAGUGUAUAUGUAUGGAAUUUUGUUUUAAUGUAUAAGGUCUUGAACCAUGAUUUUCUGCUAGUUGGUGUAUGUCAUGAUGUUUACAUAGUAAGUGUAUUUGGCCUUAGAAUUA